UCGCUCAUAGCCCCGCCCCUGCCUGACAACCAGCACGCCUCGUGUCCGUCUCCUAGCAACCAGCUGUCAGCCGCUCCGUGCCGCUCCGUGCCGCUCCAGGCCGCCGGACUCGCCGCGUUCCGGGACUAAAAAGUUGCCUAAACCGGGGAGAACCCACCAGAACCUCCAUGGAACCGAACUCAGAGUGAGCCCAGGGGCGCCGCCAUGAACGACCGGUACCACCGGGCGGCCCGGGACGGCUACCUGGACGUGCUGAAGGAGGCCACACGGAAGGAGCUGAACGCACCGGAUGAGGACGGCAUGACACCGACCCUGUGGGCCGCGUACCACGGGAACCUGGAGGCGCUCCGGCUCAUCGUGUCGAGAGGAGGUGACCCGGACAAGUGUGACAUCUGGGGCAACACGCCGCUCCACCUGGCAGCUGCCAACGGCCACCACAACUGCCUGUCCUUCCUGGUGGCUUUCGGUGCCAACGUGUGGUGUCUGGACAAUGACUACCACACGCCACUGGACAUGGCCGCCACCAAGGGACACAUGGACUGUGUUCGCUACCUGGACUCCAUCGCCUCCAAGCAGUUCACCCUUAACCCAAAGUUGGUCGGCAAGCUCAAGGACCGGGCGUUCCGCGCUGCCGAGCGCCGGAUCAAAGAUUGUGAGAAGCUCCAGAGGAAGCACCGUCAACAUAUGGAGAGGAGGUUCAUGAAGGAGUCCGCCGCGAUGGACAACUUGGAUGCUAUUAGCUUUUCCAGCUACACCAGUGGCAGCACAUUGAGCCGCAAGUUCAACACUGUCACCUCCAACAUGCCAUACUCGCAGGCCACCCUGCACUCCACCGCCAAGGGCAAGGCCAAGAUACAGAAGAAGCUGGAGAAGAAGAAGCAGGUUGAUGGAACGUUCAAGAUCUACGAGGACGGGAGGAAAAGUGUGCGUUCGCUGUCCGGCCUGCAGCUCGGCAAUGACGUCAUGUUCCUCAAACAGGGCACAUACGCCAACCCCAAGGAGCGGUCGCGCCUUAACAUCCGCGACAUGUUCCCCCAUGACAAUGACGACGAUGCCGACACCGUCUCCCGUGCCAUGAGCGACCCGGGCCUCCAUGAGGCUGCAUACUCUGAGAUUAGCACAGACUCCGGACGCGAUUCCCUGUUCAACCGACCCGGGCUCGGCACCAUGGUGUUCAGGAGGAACUACAUGAGUGGAGGCAUGUUUGGUAUCGGGACACGGGAUGAAGGGAGUGUAGCAGGGAGUGAGCCGGUGGGCCGGGCACCUAACGUUCGUCUACGAGGACAUCUGCCUCGACGCUCGCCCAGCUUUGAUGAGGACAGUAUUGGCAGCGCCUUGAGCCUGCAAGAAAGAAACCUUCAGGAGUUGCCCUGGGAGGAGACAGAUGUUGCGUUGGAUCAGGACUUUGAGCCAGAGAACAGUCCUCUGGAGACCUUCCUGGCCUCUCAAAGCCUCAGUGAGUUCAUGCAGAUCUUCAGAAGGGAGAAGAUCGACCUGCAGGCUCUGCUUCUUUGUUCAGAUCAGGACCUCACCAGCAUUCAUAUCCCUCUGGGCCCCAGGAAGAAACUUCUGGAUGCCUGCAAGAGACGUCUGGACACUCUAGAUGAACCAGAGGGCAUUGAAGACACUGAGCUCUGAAGGUCUCCAUGAAGUUUAAAUGGGAAGCGCCGCUGUCCUUUCCAACUACAUAAACCUUUGAUGUCACAGAUAAGCUACUACUUUUGCAUGCAUAAUUUAUGUAGAUGACAUUGGCUGGGGAUGACGGACAUCACUGGUAGUGAUGACCCCCAUUGAGUCACUAGUUGAUUAGCUACUCUAAUAUUAGUAAAGCCUGAAAACCUCCUGUGGCCCAAACAUAGACUGUAAACGUGGACGGAGCUUCAGGGUCUAAAAAGAGGUUUUGAAGCGUGUACCCUCCCCAGCUCCACACGUCCAAAUCUGCUUACUUCUGAAGAUGGAUGACGGCUUCAUGUCAAACUCGCGGCUUUAAAACAAACUCAUUUAAUGUAUAAACUUGGGUCCAAAAAGCAUUUUCCCCAUUUCUAAAAGAGAAGUCUGUAAAACUGUUGACAGGACGCCUCCAACUGCAAACAAGGUCAAAUAAAACGAAGGUUCUUACAUUUGUAAAACUUUCUCAGAGGCUAGAGAACUUAAAGGUGUGACAACGUAACCCUUCAAGCGCAGUGAGCAGAGUAAACUCCUGUCAGGGCUCCACCCGUCUGUGCAGCGAUCUAAUCAAUGACUGAAAGCACCUGUGUGCAGGUGUGUCAGCACAGCCUUUAACAAAUGAAGCGUGACCUGGGAGCUGUUUUACUGGCUAAAUGGCGCCACCUAGUGAUGAGAUCAUGGAGGGUGAAAAGACAUUUUAGCUGCAUGAGAACAUCUAAUGUUGUUGUGCAUACACAAUGCUGGCUUCAGGUACAGUCAGUGAACACAGCAUUGAAUCUGAAGCUUUGCCACACGUACAAACACAUGCGUGAGCGUCCUGCGUCGUGUCUGCAUGGAUUCUCUUCCAGUGAAAUUCAGCCUGUUACUGUAACACCUGUUAUCUGCAUUAAUUCAUGCAUCAUUGAAUUAUUUAUGAAUGUACCUACUUUAAAUAUAUUGUACAGUUUUCUUACUUUAAACGCGUCGUUUUACUCUGUGGCACACAAACAGAUUUAGUAUUUAUGGAUGAAAACAUCCUCGGGCUGACUGUUGCUCUGUAAACUGUGUCGCAACAGUAAAAAACAAGUUGCGGGGUUAUGUGAGUUUGUGUUAGAUAACGCUGUUAUCUCAGGUUGCUCCGGGACGUGUUUGGUUUCAAGUCUGUUUCUGAGUAUGCAUGAAUGUACGUUUUAUGAUGAGAAAAAUGUUUUUGUAUGUGAAGCUGUAGCCACAACUGUAAUUAUCUUUAAUA
Larimichthys crocea (large yellow croaker) is the source of this 2899-nucleotide messenger RNA. RefSeq names its product Usher syndrome 1Gb (autosomal recessive) (gene ush1gb). Gene Ontology annotation, molecular function: protein binding. The record is from RefSeq and is a predicted model, not a curated record. Gene Ontology annotation, biological process: sensory perception of sound; sensory perception of light stimulus; equilibrioception. Bases 205 to 1638 code for a protein of 477 amino acids. Lineage: Eukaryota; Metazoa; Chordata; Actinopteri; Sciaenidae. The transcript is spliced from 3 exons.